CGCUGCAAGUCCACAGAGCUCCAACCUUUUCCCGCCUGAGGAGCUGCUGCCGUCUGGGCCUCCCUCUGCCCUGUCCCCCUAUCCCCCGUUCCCUUCCUCCCCGGGAUGAACAUGGCGUCUGCCCUGGAGCAGUUCGUGAACAGCGUCCGGCAGCUCUCCGCUCAAGGGCAAAUGACUCAACUUUGUGAAUUGAUAAACAAAAGUGGCGAACUGCUAGCAAAAAAUUUAUCUCAUCUUGAUACAGUGCUUGGUGCUUUGGAUGUACAAGAGCAUUCCUUGGGGGUCCUUGCAGUUCUGUUUGUGAAGUUUUCUAUGCCCAGUGUACCUGACUUCGAAACAUUAUUCUCACAGGUUCAGCUUUUUAUCAGCACUUGUAAUGGGGAACAUAUUAGAUACGCAACAGACACUUUUGCUGGUCUUUGCCACCAGUUAACAAAUGCUCUCGUGGAAAGAAAACAGCCCCUGCGAGGAAUUGGUAUCCUCAGACAAGCCAUAGACAAGAUGCAGAUGAAUACAAACCAGCUGACCUCAAUACAUGCAGAUCUCUGCCAGGUAAGAAGUACAUUUUUAACAUUGUCAUUACAAGACAUGGCAAGUCGUGUACAGUUGUCAGGACCUCAGGAGGCUGAAAAAUAUGUCCUUCACAUGAUAGAAGAUGGUGAAAUUUUUGCAAGUAUUAAUCAAAAAGAUGGUAUGGUCAGUUUCCAUGAUAAUCCUGAGAAAUAUAACAAUCCAGCAAUGCUUCAUAACAUUGAUCAGGAGAUGCUGAAAUGUAUAGAGCUUGAUGAGCGGCUCAAAGCCAUGGAUCAAGAAAUCACAGUGAAUCCUCAGUUUGUGCAAAAGAGUAUGGGCUCACAAGAAGAUGAUUCAGGAAGCAAGCCAUCCAGUUAUUCUUGAAAGCAACAUUUUCUGUACUUCUAAACUGAAAGAACCACCACUUUGGCCAUUGGCAAAUAUGAGAAUGGCAGGGAGGACUGAGACAUUAUCUGGACAUUAAGAAAUUAAAUUUUGUUUUGACAUCUUCAGUCCUAUAUGCUUUCAAAAAUUUCUGCAAAGAAAGGAAAAGAUCUCAAACUUUUAAAAGUCUCUUGUGGAUUUAUUUAUCUUCAGAUUAACAACGUUAAUGCAUUAAAUAAUCUACCUUUUGUUUUAAGUGGCUUGAAUGUUGCUGUGUUCUAUAGCACUUUUUUCCCCUUCUGGAAACAUUUUCUUCUGUGAGAAACAGGGAUAUAAAAGUACUAGAUAAUAUUUGAAAGCUUUUUUUGGCUCCUUAAAGUCAAUAAUAGUUUGGUUUUACAAAAAAAAAGAAGAAAGAAAAGAAAAAAAAAGGAGGGGGAGUGAGUUUUACUUGAAAGGCAAAAGCUAUUUAAGGCUUUAUGGACUUUGUAGAGUUGGACAUUGCCUACUAGAGUUGGCAAAAUUAGUUUUUAAUUUCCUGAGGAACCAAAAUAUUUACACAGUCUGCUGGUGUACUGGUGUAGAAUUGAGAAUUAAAGGGAUGCUAUCAAA
Gracilinanus agilis (Agile Gracile Mouse Opossum) is the source of this 1509-nucleotide messenger RNA. RefSeq names its product COP9 signalosome subunit 3 (gene COPS3). The coding region runs from base 106 to 897 and encodes 263 amino acids. Gene Ontology annotation, biological process: ubiquitin-dependent protein catabolic process. NCBI's taxonomy places the organism in Eukaryota, Metazoa, Chordata, Mammalia, Didelphimorphia, Didelphidae. The record is from RefSeq and is a predicted model, not a curated record. Gene Ontology annotation, cellular component: COP9 signalosome. The transcript has 9 exons.